CAGGCCGUGAAAAUCCUCAGCGUUGUGCUUUUGCUCUAGCCGUGACUGUCUAUAGCCAGCGCGUAAAGUUGUGCAUAGGGGAGGGGGUUUGGUCGGAGAGCGCAUCGGUGAAUGCAGGAGUGGCUAGAAGCAGUGCGCCGGAUGAGUCUGAAACACCACUGCGGAGAACUCACCGAACCAAGCCGAGCAACUCCGGACAGCGCAUAUUUUGAACUAUACUUUAUGCGCCGUAUCCAGUUAUGGACUUUUUUUAUUUCUCGCUCGUUACGCAACAGAUCGUUCACCUCUACGCGUUCCUUAGCACUAAUAUAACAAAUUACGCAUUUAAAGGUAGAGACUGAUCUUGUUUUGGUAUGGAGGUACUGCAGAGGCAACAUGAGUUCUGAUACAGAUCAUGCCGUGAACUUCUUUAGCAAUGAUUCCUCCGAACUUCCUCCGGAACUGCUGUCGCAAGUGGCGUCCAACGUCUCCAACUGGACCUCGGCAAGAAACGGCACCGAAUCGAGUUCGUUCAACCUCAGUCGUGCGGUUCCACUGGGCAUGGUUCUUGGCGCUUUUAUUGUGUUUGCCAUCGUGGGUAAUAUUGUCGUGAUCCUGUCCGUUGUAUGCAACAGGCACCUGCGGAUUCCAACCAACUACUUCAUCAUUAAUUUAGCCAUGGCAGACCUGUUGCUGGGCACCACCGUGCUACCAGUAUCCGCCACAAAGGAAAUUCUCAACUACUGGGUGUUUGGAAGGAUUUUCUGUGAUAUCUGGGCUGCGCUGGAUGUCCUCUGCUGCACCGCAUCUAUAAUGAGCCUGUGCGUAAUCUCCAUAGACCGAUAUAUUGGGGUGCGCUACCCUUUGCAGUACCCAAGUAUCGUGACGGAGAAAAGGGCGCUCCUGGCAAUGCUUGGGGUUUGGGUUCUUGCAAUUGUCAUUUCUAUCGGACCAUUGCUCGGAUGGAAAGAACCGCCCUCGGAGGACGAAACAGUUUGCCUCAUCACAGAAGAGCCGUUUUAUGCCCUGUUCUCCUCAUUGGGCUCUUUCUAUAUCCCUUUAGCGGUUAUUUUAGCAAUGUACUGCCGGGUGUAUAUAGUUGCCAAAAGAACUACUAAAAAUCUGGAGGCAGGAGUGAUGAAGGAGCGCAUGGAUUCAAAUGAGCUGACGCUCCGGAUUCACUAUAAAGGCUCGCAGACGCAGGAUGACUGCAGCGCAGCGGGUAAAGGCCAUAUGAGGAGCUCACUUACUCUUAAAUUACUUAAAUUUUCCCGAGAGAAGAAAGCUGCUAAAACACUUGGUGUUGUGGUGGGGAUGUUCAUCCUCUGCUGGUUACCAUUCUUCCUCGCACUACCAAUUGGAUCCUUUAACGAAAGCUUACGUGUUCCUGAGACAUUCUUUAGAGUCAUCUUCUGGCUGGGUUACUUCAACAGCUGCCUAAACCCCAUCAUUUACCCCUGCUACAGUCGUGAGUUCAAACAGGCCUUCAUUCGGAUCCUGCGAUGUCAGUGUCAGCAGAGGAAACAACAGGGGUGGAAAGCGUACAACUAUCGAGUCCAGAUGGGCUGCGCGAGCCAGGGCUUCACAGACACCAGCUCCAUUUCAAUGAAUAGCAGUCAGCAGACCCUGGCGCUGAUGCAGCCCAGCCCGAGUUUAAGUAGGGGCUCUCGUCAGCCGUCGGCCCAUCUUCCAGGCUGGGGUUCCUGCAACUCCCCUCCCUCUUUAUCUGGGAGUCCCUUCCUGAGUAUGAAGAGGUCCACCCGGAGUCCCUGCAAAACCAGUGGAAUGACUUUGCUUUUCCCUAACUGGUCCCGUUCCAAAGGACCUCAGCACGCUAACGGACAAAAUGCUAAUGGAGGAGUGGAGCAGGUGCCAAAAUCUAGAACCACACCAGAGACUUCAAUGUAGCUUGGUAUCAAUAGUGACUUAAAUGGCAGAAAUGUCUUUCUAAAUGAAUUUAAUACAUUAUUGUCAAUGUGAAACACACUGCGCAUCCUGUCAUGCAUGUCUGCAUUGUAAAUCUAAUAGUUGCUUUUAAUAUUAAAUAGGCAGGGAGGACAUUUACAUUAAAACAUUUGGUGGACGCUUUUAUCCAAAACAAUUUACAGUGCUUUAAGGUUUACAUUUUAUCAGUAUGUGUUCCCUUGGGAUUAAACCCUUACUGAUAACGCAAUGCUUUACCAAUUGAGCUACAGGAACCAUUUUUUCACCCCUGUAAAGUGUGUUAUGUGUACAUACUGUUGUAAGUUUGUAGAUUAGGAAGUGUAGAUGUUUUCAGGUUGGAGAUCAGUUUUGCAUCUGGACAAGCCGCACACAACUGUGAGCAUGAAACUCACUAUUUUAUAUCUCUUUUUGAUCUUCAUGUUACCUUUGCCAUCAUCUCCAGGUUGUGCCAGUUUUAUAAUAAUCCCAUUAGCCUGGUUAAGAUACUUUGAUUGGAUUGAUAGUUUAAGAUAAACCAAUGCCAUCUUGUAGUCUUCAGUUCAAUAAGAAUGUUUUUCUGUUGUCUUAACUGAUUUAGAUUUGUUUUGGGUCAAUGCUAAACACCUUACAUAAAAAGAUGGCAUGAAAAGGUUGUAUGAGUACAGAUGAAGAACCGAAACAAACCAGCAAAAAUGGUUAUUCCCAUAGGUGUAUGUGCUGUACACACUCUUUGUGCUUUAUUAUAAGAUUUUAUUUUUGGUUUUACAUUUACCAUUCAACUAUUCGUUGGAUUGCAUAAAGUACAAUAUUUCCCUAGGGAAAUUUCAUUGAUAGUUAUUGAAUUUUUUAUCUGCCAUGUGUGCCCUUCUUGAAUACAUUUUAUCCUAGAACCUGUACAUUUUAUUGUGGACCAUAUUGGUUGUGUUAAAUUGUGUGCUACAAUACAAAAAUACCUUUCUUUUAUUUAAGAC
This is a messenger RNA of Paramisgurnus dabryanus, 2873 nucleotides long. It is a transcript of the gene adra1ba, whose product is annotated as adrenoceptor alpha 1Ba. Gene Ontology annotation, molecular function: alpha1-adrenergic receptor activity. NCBI's taxonomy places the organism in Eukaryota, Metazoa, Chordata, Actinopteri, Cypriniformes, Cobitidae. The record is from RefSeq and is a predicted model, not a curated record. Gene Ontology annotation, biological process: adenylate cyclase-activating adrenergic receptor signaling pathway; positive regulation of MAPK cascade; positive regulation of cytosolic calcium ion concentration. Gene Ontology annotation, cellular component: plasma membrane.